Molecule: messenger RNA, 1107 nt
Organism: Neltuma alba
Lineage: Eukaryota; Viridiplantae; Streptophyta; Magnoliopsida; Fabales; Fabaceae
Product: feruloyl CoA ortho-hydroxylase 1-like
Exons: 2
Coding region: 1-1107 (368 amino acids)
Source: RefSeq, a predicted model, not a curated record
AUGGAACCAACAACGGCAGUUACCCAAUUCACAACAGCAGAACCCUCUGAUCUCACCGAAUUUGUACUUGUUCAAGGCCAUGGAGUGAAAGGACUGUCCGAUAUGGGACUUAAGACCCUCCCAAAGCAGUACGUGCAGCCAUUAGAAGAGAGGCCAAGCAGCUUCAAGGUUGUUCCUCAUGAUCAUCUUCAACAAUAUUCUAUUCCCAUAAUCGACAUGGCUAAUUGGGAACACCCAGAUGUUGCAGAUGCGAUCUGUGAUGCUGCUGAGAAAUGGGGUUUCUUUCAAGUUGUGAACCAUGGCGUGCCUCUGCAAGUUCUGCAGAAUGUCCAGGCUGCGACUUACAGGUUCUUUGAAUUGCCUCCUCAUGAGAAGAUUAAGUACUCGAAAGAGUAUUCACCUUCUAAUAAUGUUAGGUAUGGUUCGAGCUUUAGCCCUGAGAAAGAGAAGGCUCUCGAGUGGAAAGAUUAUAUUAGUCUCUUCUUUGUUUCUGAGGACGAGGUUGCAACAACUUGGCCUCCUGCAUGCAGGGAUGAGACCCUAGAAUACAUGAAAAAGACUGAGACAGUGAUCAAGAGGCUCCUAAAAGUGCUGAUGAAGAGGCUAAACGUGAAAGAAAUUGAUGAAACAAAGGAAUCACUUCUCAUGGGCUCAAAGAGGAUCAAUCUCAACUACUAUCCCAUUUGUCCAAACCCAGAUCUAGCAGUAGCAAUAGGUCGUCACUCUGACGUCUCAACCCUAACCAUCCUCUUCCAAGACAAAACCGGCGGCCUUUACGUCCGAGCCAAUGACGGCAGCAAGCUCUGGAUUCACAUGCCGCCGGUCUCUGGCGCUCUGGUGAUCAACAUCGGUGAUGCCUUGCAGAUAAUGAGCAAUGGAAGGUACAAGAGUGUGGAGCACCGAGUGACAGCAAAUGGGGGCAAGGUUAGGGUUUCAGUGCCAAUUUUUGUGAACCCUAAACCCUCAGAUGUGAUAGGACCUUUGCCUGAAGUGGUGGCAAGUGGGGAGACAGCAUUGUACAAGAAUGUGUUGUAUUCAGAUUAUGUGAAGCAUUUCUUCAGGAAAGCUCAUGAUGGGAAACAAACUAUUGAGUUUUCUAAGGUUUGA